UACUUCCUUUACGGAGAGCGAAGUAGUGAACAAACCGAGGGGGGGGGGGGGGAGAAAGACGUCGAUAACUUUUUAAAAAGUACCGUCAACAGGCUCAUUUUGAGUUCCGUUUCUGGCUAAAUAUCCGUCAAAAGAUGUGUCGCAUCCGAGCGAGCAGAGUGUGAGGAGCGAAGAGAAGCUGAAAAACGCAGAGCGAAGCUUGGAGGCCUCCGGAGAAAGUUUGGUGUCGGCCUGUAAACAACAUGUCCUCCUCCGCCUCGCAGGCCUCCUCCAGACGCCAGUGGUGUUACCUCUGCGAUCUGCCCAAGAUGCCCUGGGCCAUGCUGUGGGAGUUCAGCGAAGCCGUGUGCCGCGGGUGCGUUAACUACGACGGCGCGGACAGAAUCGAGCUCCUGAUCGAAACCGCCCGCCAGCUGAAGAGCACGCACGGGGUUUUAGACGGCAGGUCGCCCGGACCCCAGCAGGGCAAACCCGGCUCUUCUGGGGCCGUGGAAGCUGGGCGUCAAUAUGGGGACAGGAGCAGGGCAGAGUACUCCGUGUCUUCUCGGCUCCCCAACGGGCUGCACAGGGCUGAAGAUGUGAGUUUGUCGGAGGGAAGCCGCCAGAGUCCAAACACCCGUCGGACUCUGGCUGUGGCGAUUCCUACUCUGCACGGAACGAUCCCCCACCCGCAGAUCACUCAGGGGCUAGUAGCCGCUCCUCACGGGCUUUUAGCUCCUUUAUCAGGCUCCAGAGCUGGGACUACAUCCAUAGCUGUCUCAGGUGGUCCCAUAAUGGGUGAAGUCGGCAGAAGGCAGGCUGUGUCGCUGGGGGUCGGGGCCAGCACUUCCACCCUGGUGGGUUUAGAUAUGGGAGUGUGGAGGAACACUGAAGUGAUGGCUGAGCUGGCUGAGAGCGCUCGUAGCCGGGCUGAGGGGUGGCCAAGCCGACCGAAAGUGGUCCGGGAUGUGCUUAUUGCUCUAAGCAGCUACCCCUUCAAUGUGCGGUUCAGGAAAGACCAUAACCUAAUGGGUCGGGUUCUAGCCUUUGAUGUUGUCACAACUCCCGAGUUUGACCUCAAGGUCUUUGUAGAGUAUCCCAUCGGUUCUGGAAUGGUCUUCUCAGGAGUUCCAGACUUGGUCAGGCAGAUGUUCCGUGACUCAGCCAAAGAUGCAGGGAAGGCGGUAAACUCUGGGCUACGCUACGUGGAGUACGAGAAGCGGCAAGGCACAGGUGACUGGCGCGGGCUAUCUGAGUUGUUAAAUGAUGGAGUACGUCUCUUGAAGGAGCCUCCAAUCGCAGAGGUUCUGCCGCAACCCUAUCCUGAUGCAGGAUUGCCAAUGGCAACUGCCGGUCGCCCCAUACCUCAGAAGAGUACAACUCGGCGACGCAAAGCUUCCCCAGGCUCAGAGAAUGGCGAGGGUGAAGGGCGAGCUGAUCACCCAUCAAGAGAGCCCUGGCCUCGAGGAGCCUACUCGGGUAUGGAACCCCUGCCUGUCAUGGUUGCCCCCCAUGACGGGCCUCCCCGUUUACACAGCCAGCCUUCGCCCAUCUCAGCGCUGAUGGGAGUUGCAGACAGCCUGAGUUCCAGCCAGAUGGCCAGAGAGAGUCCCAGCAUGUCCACAAGCCACUCCUCUGCAGCGCCACACCCUACCAGUGGAAGUCCCUCCACUGCCUCCACCUCAGUCUCUCAGACUGCCAUGGGUCAGUGUUCUAGUGUUGCGGGGUCGAGCAGCAACGCCAGUGCUGGGGAGUGUGCUAGCAGCACUCAGGCCACCCUGCUCUGCUGCACCCUGUGCAGGGAACGCCUAGAGGACACUCACUUUGUCCAGUGUCCCUCUGUCCCACACCAUAAGUUCUGUUUCCCAUGUACCCAAGGGUUCAUCCGCAGCCAAGGUCAAGGAGGAGAGGUUUACUGCCCCAGUGGAGAGCGCUGCCCCCUUGCUGGGUCCAGUGUGCCUUGGGCCUUCAUGCAGGGAGAGAUCACAACCAUCCUGGCCGGUGAGGGAGACGUGACGGUGAAGAAGGAGAAUGACCAAUGACGUUUCCAUCCUGCUGUGGCAAAUGUGGAUCAAAGACUUUAAAAGCACUUCCCUGUUCUCUCCAGCAGAGGUCGACUUUGGCUGCAGUUCAUCACGUGCCUAUGAGAAGACACAAUCACCUUGAACUCCAGGCAGAUGACGACACAAACACCUUUUCUUAAACACAGCAGCGUGACAUUUGCGCUGGCGAGGAGUUGGUACAUCAAUGUUUAGUCAUCUGUCCGCUGCAGCAGAAGCCUUGUUUUAAAAGCACAUGUGAUUUCAGAAUGACAAUCUGUUUUUUCCCUCCCAAGUUGCAUUGCCCUAAAGAAACAUGACAGAAUUGUUCUUUAAAAACUAAUGAAUGUCCAAAUUGUGACAAAACGAUCCUGCUCCUUUGCAGCCAAGGUUUAAAAAAAAAGGAAAAACACCUGUCCUAUGUAUUCUCCAUAUAUUGUAUGUCAAAAUGUGAAUUUACUUUGAAUAUGGCUAUGUAAUUUCUAUUUUUGAUACAAUACAAAUUUCUAUGUAUUUGUUUAUAAUAAGACCAAAGAUGGCUUCGUGCUCAUUGUAAUUUUACUGUAUCAUAGCUGUGUACCCCGUAUUCACAAAUAACCUUGGCAUCACUAAUUUGUUCGUCUGUCACAGAGGUAAGCUUGUUUUUGUCUUAUUUACGUUUUGACUUAUGUAUGUGAGAUAAUUAGCAUCACGAUCUUGAAAUGGUUAAUGGACAUACUCAUGUGAUCCUACAAGGUUAACUCUAAAAAUAAAUGGCCGAACAGUU
Messenger RNA from Thalassophryne amazonica, 2784 nucleotides. RefSeq names its product interferon regulatory factor 2-binding protein 1-like. The record is from RefSeq and is a predicted model, not a curated record. Gene Ontology annotation, biological process: regulation of transcription by RNA polymerase II. Gene Ontology annotation, cellular component: nucleus. Gene Ontology annotation, molecular function: transcription corepressor activity. Lineage: Eukaryota; Metazoa; Chordata; Actinopteri; Batrachoidiformes; Batrachoididae.